Molecule: messenger RNA, 5674 nt
Organism: Platichthys flesus (European flounder)
Lineage: Eukaryota; Metazoa; Chordata; Actinopteri; Pleuronectiformes; Pleuronectidae
Gene: mxd4
Product: MAX dimerization protein 4
Exons: 6
Coding region: 202-834 (210 amino acids)
Biological process (GO): regulation of transcription by RNA polymerase II
Molecular function (GO): DNA-binding transcription factor activity, RNA polymerase II-specific; protein dimerization activity; RNA polymerase II cis-regulatory region sequence-specific DNA binding
Source: RefSeq, a predicted model, not a curated record
UGAUAGUGUAGUUUGGAGUCACCAGGACUCAGAAGUGAAAACAGCAGCGAGCUCACAUCUCUCCCAGUCCCAACUGUUUUUUCUUUUUUCUUUCUAUCAUUUCGGCUGCGGCUACUUUACGACUCGUACAUUCAUGUAAAUACAUCAUUUUUUCUUUUUUUUGUCUAUUUCUUUAAAUAACAAAGAAGAAGAAGAAAGAAGAUGGAACUUAACUCUCUGUUGAUUCUGCUGGAGGCGGCAGAAUACUUGGAGAGGAGAGACAGAGAGGCAGAACACGGCUAUGCGUCCGUGUUACCGUUCAGCAGCGACUUUUCCCGAAAGAAAACGAAAGCGUCGCCAAUUUCCAGGAAAAAUCACAACAAUAGAUCGUCACACAACGAGCUGGAGAAACACAGACGUGCCAAACUACGGCUGUACUUGGACCAGUUGAAGAAGUUGGUGCCUUUGGGUCCAGACAGCACGAGACACACCACACUGAGCUUGCUGAAAAGGGCCAGGAUGCACAUCAAGAAGCUGGAGGAGCAGGACAAGAAGGCUUUGAAUGUGAAGGAGCAGCUGCAGAGAGAGCACCGCUACCUCAAACGCCGCCUGGAGCAGCUCUCCGUGUCCGGGUCUGUGGAGCGCCUCCGCACUGACAGCAUGGGCUCGACCAUCUCCACCGACUCCGAGCAAGAUGUGGACAUCGAGGGCAUGGAGUUCACCCCCGGCGAGGCGGACAGCUUGGAUAGUAUUAGCGACGUCGAGGAAGAGGACCACUACAGCCUCCAGAGCAGCUCCAGUGACACCAGCUACACAGCCACACAUUCCCACAGACUGCAGCCGCACCACUGUUAGACACGGCGUGUCCAUCCAACUCCCAGCCAGCCUCCUCACCUGUGCGUCCCUCCGCUCACCUCGCCUUCCCCCCGACCAUUUGCCAUCGCCGCCCACUACCUACGUCAGACCAGUCCACAACGGCGGCACACCCCUGAACCAGUUCCUCCAUUCCUGGCCCUGGGUUUCCAGGAAGCACAUGGGGCUAAAAAGCCACUCAAUCCUUCCUGACCCCCACCCUGACCACUGACCCUACCUCACCCUACUGUAUCCUGCCUGACCCUCCUCACACGCCCUGCCCCCCCACCGCCCUCACAGCGCCUACCUAGUGUUGCAACAGGCUCAGACAGAGCAGAGCAGAGCUUGUGGUUUUUAUCUGGGUCUUGUGUGGUGCGUUUGUCAGCUUUGACUUGUUGAUCAGGAUUUUUUUUUUGUGUGUGUUUGUCUGUGUAAAAAGGUUAAGAGAGGUCAGAAACUAAAUCUAAGUUUCACAUCAUCUUCACUUAGCAAUCAUACACAGACAAGGCUUUGCACUAAGUUUGUGAUGUUACUGCCAAAGCACUUCUGUUUGUUCUGCAAUAUAUGCAACAUUGGGACAUCCAAAGCUAUUUUAAAUUACAAAGUCGCUUUGCAGGUUUCCUUAUUGUUUAUUGAAACAUUCGACAGCUGAAAAAUUUGUAAAAAGCUUAAAAAAACAGUUUGACGUUUUGAGAAACUUGCUUAUUUAUUUUUUUAGUGAGAAUCAGACUCUGUUAGCGUAGCUUAGCAUAUAGACUGGACACGAGUGAACACAGAUAAACCUGUAGAAAGCUAACCACCUGUGACCUGCACCUGUAAAACUCAUUAGCAAAUCCUAUGUUGUUUGUUUUAUACUGAUAAGAACUCCAGUGUAAAUCCUGAGAAGUUGCUGUGGGUCAUGUGGAAAAUCCUGGUCAUAAAACAGUCAGGCACAUGAUCCGGACUGAUAAGUAGUCAGACACAUGACGCUGCAGAAAAACUGCAAAUAACAUUUUUAUAUUUAGCUUGCACAGACGUUCAAACUUUAAAAGCCUUAGAGGUGCGGACAGAGCCAGGUUAGCGUUUUCUAGUCUUUGCAAAGCUAAGAUUAACUGUGCAGACUCCUUCUCACCUCACAGGCUUGGGAACUGCAUCAAUGUUAUUAUCUAAUUCUCACCAAGAAUGCAAAUAAGUGUGUUUGUCCGAACUGUGGAAUAAUUAAUUUGUGUGCUGUCAAUGCUUCUGAAACAGCAAAAAUAGGACUUUUUCCAACAGCUACUUUUGUACAUGAUUAACAUCCUCACAACCAAAACGUGGCCGAUUUUUUGGCCAAAGACAAACUGAAAAGGUUUCAGAGCUGUAGCGGAGAAGAAAGGAUGUGAACAGAUGAACAGUUACUGUCCAAAACCUCCGUGUCUCCCUCUGGUUGGGUCGCCUAACCACUCCUCCACACUACUGACCACUACGCUAUACCACCCUAUAGUGUGGAUGGACUACUAUGUCAAGAAAACGAAGGAGUUGCCUCGAAAACUAAAACUCUACUCUUUAAAGAUUGGUCUAAAUCUUUUGUCUCAGUAGCGAAUUGAUGUAGCAAUAAAUACACGAGGCGGGUGCUUCCACUGGGAAAUGACACUGGUGGACCAUGAGGUUUCACAUCAGAGUUCUUCCUUCACCUGUAGAUGGUGAGUGGGUGAAUUGCAGAGAGAGGACCUGCAGAAAAAGAGGUGCAGCUUUCCUUUUUCUUUUUCACCAAUGGAUCCUUCUCUUUUCUCCCGGCCCACCAUCCCGUCUACCCAGUAGCUGGGCAUCUUUCUACAGCUCUGUUCCUUUUCAAGCAGUGUGUGUAUGUUUGUGUGUGUGUGCGCUUGUGUGUGUUUUUUCUCGCUCUGAUUAACAAGUCAAAGCUGUAAAUGUUGAAAAAAAAAGGUCAAAGUAAAAAAGGACCAGCUCUAAUGAGUAGAACUUAGAAACGUAUCAAUAUCCAGUUGUGAACUUUUAAUUUCUAUAACAAAAACUAAUUCUGAUUCUCUCUCUCUCUGCUAAACCUUAUGUAUUUUUGGAGCUUCUCUGCGCUGCUGGAGACCGAUGAGGAGAAGAUUCCUCUCGGACUUGUCUUUAACCUUAUGCACAAUCGUCACCGUUCACAGACGAGACCUGUUGCUCUCUGACAAGUCCGAGUUCCCUCAGUCUCUGGCCGUCUCUUCAGGGCUCGGUGUCCCGACGCUUCAAAAACAAAAAAGGGCCGAACCCCCCGUGGCAGGUCUGACCAAAAAAACUAAAAACUACCAGACUCGUAGGAAAACAAACAAAAAAAAACUUGCAUACGAAAGAAGCUACUCGUCACUGAAAGUGAAUCUAGCCAGUGUAGUCUAUAUUUCUUGUAUAAAAUUUUGUAUUAUAUUUUCCUAAAUGUGCUCUUGUAAUGAAAAGACAAAAAAGAGUUGAGUAUAUCUAUCUAUAAAUAUAUAUAUAUAUAUGUUUGGGUGAAUGUGUGUGUAUGUGUGUCAGAAAGAGAGAGAGAUAGGCCGACAGGGGGCCAGGCUUGUUGAAGGGAGAGUGGGGGCAGGGGAGUUGAUACACUGGCCCCCCCUCCCUUGGUUGACUCUCCUGCUGUCAUCCUGUGCCUUGGUGAGCCUCCCUCAUUGCCCCCCCCCCCCAACCUGCAGUCCCUGCUCAGGUCACACUCCCCCCCUCUUUAUCUCGUCCUCCCUCUUCUUCCUCCUCCUCCUCUGGCGGGGCUGAAAUGCCAAAACACUUCCAUGAGCAUGGGGCUCGUGAAGAGAAGGCCGCAUUACGAAUAAAGACAUAAAUAAAAAGCCCCUCCAGUCUCUACUGAGUAGCCGCUGUUGUAUGACAUCCUGUCCAGGCACUAUCCCCCCCCCCCACACACCUCCUGACGCCCAAUCAUCUGCCAGUGUCGCCACUGUCACGGAAAAAAACAACAACAACCACACACUGGUAAUCUCCCAUGGCAGCUUCCAGUCGCCCCCCGAAUGGUCAUCAACAGGGUUCAAAACUUUUUUGCGCUUGAGGCAUGUGUCUAUUUUUUUUUUUUUUGUUUGUUGUCAUUUUACUAUUGUUGUAUGUUGAUUACUGUGUGUAUGUUCAGUGGGAGUCCCUGGGAGACGAGCGAUAAAAAGAUUAAUCCAAUCGAUGGCAGCUUAAGGUGUUAUCCUCCACGCUCCCAGUGGUCCAUCCCCAGAAUAGUGUUACCCAUUGAUCAGGGGACCUCUUGAGACACAGCAAUAUUACCAUCUUGUGCUUUCUGAGGGAGGGGGGGUAUUAAGACAAGCAGGUGGUUUUGCUUUCGACUCUGUGGUGCAUUUGUUUCGGUGACCAACUCUUUAUUUUGUUUUGAUGAAUUUUACAUCCUACCUGCACUCUCUCUCCACUCACUGCAGCAGGGCAAAAAAUAAAAGAGAGAAGGAAAAAAAAAACGAAAAAACCUUUUACUUUUGGGAAAGGUCGUUUUUUUCUCUCCGUCAUCAAGUGUUUACAUUCAUGUCCAAGACUUUUUACCUGACUGUUUGUAGCAUAAAUGUCCUUCUAUUUGUUGGUCAAAUGAACAACUGAGUAAACCAUAUUGAUGGCAUAUGAUUAUUCUCUUGCACAGAACCUCCCAGUGAGAAAGACGAAUGAGAACAGCUGAGGGCCAGAUAUGAGAUUAUUCAUUUUUCAGUGGCAUCAUUGACAAAUGUACUUAGCACACACUCAACAUGAGUGUGUUAUGGUGGUUAAACAUUUAGUUUGAAUGCUGGACAGGUGGCGCUAAUGGAAAUUCUUCAAAUAUAAAUAAAUGUGCCUUUGAAAACGUUAUUUCCUUAGAAGAAACAGAGAAAGUGGAGAUUGUACCAAUUAAUGAGGACUGUCUGAUCAGUCCCCGAUGCUCCUAUUUUGAACCCCAACAGAAGAUGUUACUGCUUCUUUUCUCAAAAACAAAAGUUGAGGCUCGAGUCAAAGGAGUUGACAGGAAUCCUCAUCGAACUCUGAACAAAGGAAAGAUCAAAGCAGAACUUCAACACAGAGACGGGUUCAGUUUUACAGACUUCAGAGAUAGGGGCAGACCAGGUUUGAUGUUUUCUUUCUUUUGCUGUUGCACAGAGAUUUACUGUGUUGGGUCUUUUUUUUUUUCUUCUUCCCUUUUUUCUCAAAAGAGCACCAAAGCACAGCGUGACGUUUGGGGAAGUCAGAACGCAGAGACAGAGAGAAACAGGGUGUCUGGGUAGUGGGAUGAAACCAGGGUGAAGCAGAGAUCAGGGACAGUCUGUGCAGAGAAGGCAGAGAGGUUCGACGCCCUCGCAUCCCAGAGCCCGCUGAGCAGUGGUGCUAUUUUACAAAAAACGGCUUCCUUUAAAUUUUAUUCCUGCCAAAUGAAGAGUCACUUUUUCCCUUGCUGAAUGAUUAGUAGAGUUUAUGUAAUUCCAGCAUAAUAGCUUUAACUACUUGUAGGCUUUAGGUCAGCUUUGCGCUUCCUGGUCCUGGACUCCAGCCUUUAUGUCUUUUCUUCUUGUUAUGUAUCGAGUGACGCUCGCUCCACAGGAAGCGUUGCAUCAACUUUUCGGCUCAUCUCUUGCUCCUGCUCUCGAGGAGCGAGAGGUGGCUGGGAUUCCGUGGAGAAGAGGACGGUGGGAGUUUGCUCAGGCUGACACACUGUGCAGAGUAGGGAGAGUUCUGUGCCAGAGACCUGUGAAUAUGUUCCUUUUAGCGGAUGUGUAACAUGCAUUCAGAAGAUGUUAUAUAAGUUCCUUUUGUUGUGCGUGCGAGUGCGUGUACACGAGUACCUGGUGCUGGCUAUGUUUAGCAAACACUUGAAGGUAUUGUGCAUUCUCUCAUUGUAAUAUAAUUAAAAUGUUUUAUACGUAAA